Stylophora pistillata is the source of this 859-nucleotide messenger RNA. RefSeq lists its product as uncharacterized. Lineage: Eukaryota; Metazoa; Cnidaria; Anthozoa; Scleractinia; Pocilloporidae. The record is from RefSeq and is a predicted model, not a curated record.
CUAGAGAGGAAAAGAGUUCCUAGCCAGAGCAAAAUCCUCAGUUCCUCCACGCAAUUUAUCCAAGAACAUGAAGCCGAUCACUGUGGCAGUCCUCUUUGCGCUAAUUUUCGCCCUCGGCGUGAAUUCUGCGUCCGUAAGCCUUUCCAGCAGCCAACUGACGCUCAAUGGUAACGCUCACAUUCAGUUUUACGGUCCCAGAGAAGCGAUUUGGGCUGGUUUAUCCAACGGUCACAGAUAUCCCAUCAUUAACAGUGGAGAUCGGAUCGCUUUGCGGUCAGCCUAUCAUUCUGGUAGCUAUGUUAACUACUGGAUGCGCUGCACCACUUCGAAUUGCCAAUGGUAUACAUGCCCUGGCCAAGUGAUGACUUCAUCAGCUUGGUCCUCGUGCUCAAGUAGCAUGUUUUAUUACAUUUACGCCAUGGGAAAGAUGUACGGCCAGCCAAUCAACAGCGGUGAUGUAGUGUCGCUGAGUAGCCAAGCAUAUGGAAGCAAAUACCGGUUGUAUUGUUCUACAUCAAGCAGCUCUAAAUGUUACAUGACUUCCAGGUACGCUACUGAUGGUACUCCAGUGCAGUACGGCGAUAUCGUGGCCUUUAAAUACCCGUUCGCUUAUAAUAGCGCCUGGUUGUAUUACAGAAGCGGCUAUUUUUAUCCUCGCAGCUGCAGCUCAAACAGCAAAACCUCUUGCGCCGCUGAAAAUACCACCACUGGCUUCAAGAUCUUUAAAAAGUUGUAAAACAUAACAUCCACAACUGAUGAAACUUCCAAAAGGAUUUCAGCCAGAAAAGUUUCAGUCGCAAGUUAAACUGUAUUUUAUCGUUUGUCAGAGAUAAUAAAAUCGACAAAAGUUGAAAAACGC